UCCGCCCCAUUGCGCACCAAAGCCGAAACGCUGUUAUUGCAACGCGAAACCAGUUGAAGAAAAACGCAACUAUCAAGUGCUCAUCGUUGUAUUUUGUUUACUUUGAUCUAACUCAGUAAGCCACACCAUGUCGCUUCCUAGGCAGCUGCGGGAUGAGAGUGACUUUGACCAACUGCCUAAUGACGUCCCAGUCAGCGCCUGCAUCGCUGACAUCGAGGAGAAGAAAGGCUUCAUCUAUUACUUUAUGUUUGUGAUGGAGGUGAAGAACAAGGGGGGCAGUAAGUACCUGAUCUACCGGAGGUACCGUCAGUUCCUCACCCUCCACCAGAUCCUGGAGUCCAAGUACUCCUCCGAAGACCCCCAAAGCUACCCCAAGACCUGUACCCUGCCGCAGCUCCCCGGUAAAGUCUACAUCGGCAACAAGCAGGAGAUCGCUGAGAGCCGAAUUUCAGAACUCAACAUUUACAUGAAGAGGCUGCUGGGCCUCCCCACCUGGCUGCUGCUGGACGACGACCUGAGGAUCUUCUUCUACCAGACGGACCAGGACAGCCAGCACCUCCCCCACAACCUGCGCCGCCUCCGGCCCCCCACGCGCAAAGUUAAGAGUAAACUCAUCCAACCCAAGACGGACCAGUUCUCAUCACCCAGAGCUGAGGUGAUGUUUGAGUUUCGCCGCAGCGGGAGGUUGGAGCUGAGUCUGAAGACGGGAGAUGUGAUCUUCCUGCUGAGGAGAGUCAACGCAGACUGGCUGGAGGGCACGGUGAACAAUCAAACAGGCAUUUUCCCAGAAUCCUUUGUGAAGGUCAUCAAGCCCCUCCCAGAGGACGAGGGGGGCGUGGCCACAUCUGCCAGCUCCUACAGCUGCCUCCGCUGCUACAUGCUCACGUCCUCUGGGGUGGACACCAGAGAUGUGUGUGUGGAGGAAGACAUCACCAUCCAGCCAUCAUACAGCGAUCUUCUGGCUCGCAUGAGAGAUGUUUUCAACAUGGCCGACAUCGCGCUGAACUACCGCGACCCCGAGGGUGACCUCAUCCGCAUGCUGGACGACGAGGACAUCGGCCUGAUGACCCGCGAGGGGCGUCGCCAGGCCCGCGGCCGCGCCCAGCGCCCCGUCAACCAGUUCCCCUGGGAGCUGCACGUCACGCUGACCUCCGACCUCUCCGUGUACGCCACCGAGGGAUGAUAACAUCGAAAAGAUGGUGAGAAGGGCAAGAGAUGAGAUGUAUUUGAGAGUGAGGGAGAGAGAGAGAAAGAGAGAGGGAGAGAGAGAGAGAGAGAGAGAGAG
Gadus chalcogrammus (walleye pollock) is the source of this 1285-nucleotide messenger RNA. RefSeq names its product neutrophil cytosolic factor 4 (gene ncf4). Gene Ontology annotation, cellular component: NADPH oxidase complex. Gene Ontology annotation, biological process: phagocytosis; respiratory burst; superoxide anion generation. Bases 128 to 1183 code for a protein of 351 amino acids. Gene Ontology annotation, molecular function: phosphatidylinositol binding; superoxide-generating NADPH oxidase activator activity; protein binding. Lineage: Eukaryota; Metazoa; Chordata; Actinopteri; Gadiformes; Gadidae. The transcript has 10 exons. The record is from RefSeq and is a predicted model, not a curated record.